AUGCAAAAUUACAUGAGCAGCAACACAACUGCCAUUGGUUAUCUGUCCAGGCCUUUGAAUGAGAAGAUUCUGCUUGUACAGGUACUGGUUGGGAUUUUCCUCUAUGUCAACUUUCUCAUGAUUUUCACCUUCCUGAAGAAGGAGGCCUUCAGAACAGACACGCGUUACGUGCUCUUCGCCCAGACGCUGUUCAUGGACUCCUUCCUCAUGCUGCUGACCGACUUGGCGCUCACCGGAAACUACUUCCAGUUUCCAAUCCCCUGGAUCCCCUGCUGUGCUUUGUGCUUUCUGAUGAGCUGGCUUAGCAUCGGUACCCCUCUGACGCUUGUUGCCAUGUGUCUGGAGCGCUAUGUGGCCAUCUGCAUGCCCCUACGCCACGCCGACAUUUCGAGCCCUAGGAAUCAACGCAGAGGCCUCGUGGUCAUAUGGGUGGUCAGCACGCUGAUACCGAUGUUCACGCUUGUGUCGUUCCUCUCUCUGGUGCCGCCCGCCUUUCUGCUCACAUACGUGGUGUGCAGCGUGGAACAGAUGCAGGUGCAGACCUGGGUGAACGAGGUGCGCAAAGCCCUCUUACUGAUGUACUUUGUACUCAUGUUUUCUGUCAUUGUAUUUACCUACAUUGCUAUCCUGAAGGCAGCACGGACUGCAUCUUCUGACAACAAGAAAUCCACACACAAGGGUCUGAGGACAGUGAUUUUGCACACUUUCCAGCUGCUGCUGUGUCUGACUCAGUUUGUGUGUCCCUUUGUGGAGAUGGCCAUGCUGAAGAUUGAUUUUAUGUUGUUUAUUAAUGUCAGAUACUCCAAUUUUAUUGUGUUUUUUAUUGCCCCCCGCUGUCUCAGCCCACUCAUAUAUGGCCUGAGAGAUGAGAAGUUUUAUGUUGUGCUUAGACGAUAUGCUUCUUUUGGUCUCGAUGCAGUCGUUUUCACCCUUCCAACCGCAGAAAAAAAGAAAUUAAGGUGUCAAGCCAGAACAACGCCCCUUUAG
This is a messenger RNA of Alosa alosa (allis shad), 987 nucleotides long. RefSeq names its product odorant receptor 131-2-like. The transcript has a single exon. Gene Ontology annotation, cellular component: membrane. The record is from RefSeq and is a predicted model, not a curated record. Gene Ontology annotation, molecular function: G protein-coupled receptor activity. Gene Ontology annotation, biological process: G protein-coupled receptor signaling pathway. The coding region runs from base 1 to 987 and encodes 328 amino acids. NCBI's taxonomy places the organism in Eukaryota, Metazoa, Chordata, Actinopteri, Clupeiformes, Clupeidae.